This is a messenger RNA of Antechinus flavipes (yellow-footed antechinus), 2556 nucleotides long. RefSeq names its product NK6 homeobox 3 (gene NKX6-3). The transcript is spliced from 3 exons. Gene Ontology annotation, biological process: regulation of transcription by RNA polymerase II; cell differentiation. The coding region runs from base 166 to 954 and encodes 262 amino acids. Gene Ontology annotation, molecular function: RNA polymerase II cis-regulatory region sequence-specific DNA binding; DNA-binding transcription factor activity, RNA polymerase II-specific. Gene Ontology annotation, cellular component: nucleus. NCBI's taxonomy places the organism in Eukaryota, Metazoa, Chordata, Mammalia, Dasyuromorphia, Dasyuridae. The record is from RefSeq and is a predicted model, not a curated record.
GGGGAGGCCGUGGGCUACGCUGUUGGCGCAUACCUUGCAGACCUGCUAUGGGAUCUCGGCCAGGAGCCCAGAAGCUAGAAUUGUAGAGGCUGGGUGUUUGGACUCCAAGGGAAUCCCCCCCCAACCUCUCCUCUCCCCAGCUUUGGGGAGAGGGAGCAGCAGAUCAUGGAAUCCAACCUACAAGGGACCUUCUUGCUGAACAACACGCCGCUAGCCCAGUUCUCUGAGAUGAAGGCACCUAUGUGCCAGUAUUCAGUGCAGAAUUCUUUCUACAAGCUCAGCCCCCCAGGGCUGGGUACCCAGCUGGCUGCCGGGACCCCCCAUGGGAUUACAGAUAUCCUCAGCAGGCCAGUGGCAACUCCAAACAGCAGCCUUCUCUCAGGCUAUCCCCAUGUGGCUGGUUUUGGUGGACUCGGUUCCCAGGGUGUCUACUACGGUCCCCAGGUGGGGAAUUUUUCCAAGUCCGGGAAUGAGUAUCCAUCUAGAAGCAGAAAUUGCUGGGCAGACCCUGGGCAGGAUUGGAGAGGACGACAGUGCAAUAAUACCCCAGACCCCUUGAGUGACAGCAUCCACAAAAAAAAGCAUACCAGGCCUACUUUCACAGGACAUCAGAUCUUUGCCCUGGAGAAAACCUUUGAGCAGACCAAGUACUUGGCAGGGCCAGAAAGAGCACGCCUGGCUUACUCCCUGGGGAUGACAGAGUCCCAAGUGAAGGUGUGGUUCCAGAACCGAAGGACCAAAUGGCGGAAGAAAAGUGCCCUGGAGCCGACAUCUUCCACCACAAGGUCCACGGGAGGUGGAGGCGGAGGCGGUGACCGAACAGCUUCAGAAAAUGAAGAUGAUGAAUACAACAAGCCCUUAGAUCCUGACUCAGACGACGAGAAGAUCCGCCUGCUGCUGCGCAAGCACAGGGCCGCCUUCUCUGUGCUCAGCCUGGGCGCUCAUAAUGUCUGAGGCCGCUUCCUGGCCGCUAUCUCAACAUCCCCUAUCCAGUGCCCAUCAUCCCCAUGAGUCUGUGUUAUGAGAUCUCCCCCUUCCCCACAAAAAAAAAAAAAAUCCAAACCCUCCUCCCCUUCCCCUUAACACACCUAUAUUCACGCAUACACGUACACGUGCGACCCAAAAAACCCCCAUGAACUGUCUACCAAAAAUCCAUUCAUUUAAAAAUACAUCAGUCUUGUUUCAGCUAGAGAUGGACCUGAUAAUUCAAGCUUGAUAUCUCAUGGCCAAGCCAGAUAAUAGACAGAGCUUUGAAAGCUGAUGAAGAAAGGGGCCUGUGGGAAGGGUCUGAUUUUUUCUUGGCUUAAGCCCAAUCGCAAUUCCAUCAUUUUCACCUUCCUUAUUCUUCACCCCACACCCACCUCCCAUUCUGUUGAAGGGAGAAUGUGAAGAUUCAUGGAAAUGGGUGAGUGUAAAUGAGUUUUGACCCCGAAGGAGAGAAGGGCAAGGAGACAUAAAGCAUGAGGGAGAAAGAAGAAAAGGGAAAAGAAGGAAAACAAAAUGAAUCAUUGAAACCUUCCACAACCCCUUGACUUUAAUUUCUUGGACAUGUCCCAAAGAGUGAGGUCUUUUUCCUCUCUGAUUUAUAAGCAAAAAUGCUCAGCAGGGUUGAGGAUGUAUCAGAAAAUGAACAGGUUGUGGUCAUGGAAAAAACAGAUUGAGCAUUUACUCAUAUACUUUGUUCACCUUUCCCAUCCAGAGUUCCUCUUGAAGAGGAGAGACAAGGAUGUCAUAUAGCUAUUAGGGCUGUUUUACCCCAGGUGGCUAACCCAGGCACUUUCUAAAAGGAUUAAGGGAAAAGAGAAGGCUCACAGCUGCAAAGUGAAUAAGGUUGAAAAUCUAAAUUGAAAGGUCAUACAUACCGCCAAGCAGAAGUCCCAUGGGAUCUUUCCUCCCUCCCCUUUCUGCUCAUAUCUCUGACCUGUUUGGUCAUCAAAUUUCACAGUUUUGCAGAUGGGGGCAGACUUUAGGGUGAGGGCCAUGGCAGGUGGUAUGGGGUCAAGAAUCGGAGGAGUGAGUGGAAGAAAUCCCAAGCAUUAUGCUCUUUGGGACGGACUUCUUCACUCCACACCUGGACUUCCCUAAUGUACAAAAAACCCAGGAAACAAAGCUGUGAAAGUGCAGAGCUCUCCUCUGACUGAGUACUUCAUACUAGGCAAUGCAGAACAAAGUAGGAAAGGGAAACCAGGCUCCACCUUGGCUUCUUCUGCCUUCCUCCAGGUUGUCAUGGGCAGGGGAAUGGGGACUGUAGCUGUGAGGAGAGGGCUGAUGGAUUCAGAGCACUUGCUUUUCUCUGUGUGGUCCCGAACCUACAACUCUGAGAUGCAGGAGACCACUGAAAACAAAGGAUUACUUUUAAUUUAACUGAAUCUUGUGCCACAGCAGAGCAAAGGAGAUGGAGAAGUGAGGCAGCAGCCUCAGAAGCCCCUUGGGGUGGUAGGGAGAAUGGAGCUGGGGCAGAAAUGACAAAGGAAGCUGCCCUGGAAAAGAGGAACAUUGCACUUACUGAUCUCCUAUGGUUCUGAAGAAAAUUGAAUAAAAAUAAGUCCCAGCAUA